CGCAGAUACAUGGGGAGAGGUAAAGAUGGGGAAGGAAGAAGACAGCCCGAAGUUCCUCUCUCGUUUCGCUUUCCAGAUCCGAUGAAACAAACAAGAACACAGAAUUAAUUCAUCCCCUGUUCUUAUCUAAAAUUAAAACCCUUAUGGAUUCUUCAUUCAUUUAUCUGCCUUUCUAAUUCCGUAAUCCCAUUUUGUCUUUUUGUUUUCCUCUGAUCCUUGUUAGAUUUUUCUUUAACCAUGUCGACGAGAGGGAGCAGAUCGGAGAAGGUGAACAGGAUAUUUCAGAAAUUCGACGCUAACCGUGAUGGGGGUCUCAAUAGGGACGAAAUGGCUGCGCUUGUCGUGGCUGUUAACCCUAGGGUCAAAUUCAGCGAUGAACAGAUCAAUGCGAUUCUUGACGAGGUGUUUCGGACGUACGGGAAUUUUAUUCAGGGCGAUGAGGGUUUAACUUUUGAGGGGUUGUUGAGGACUUAUGAUGAUGGCGCUGGAGAUGUGGACCGUGACUUCGACGCGCUUGAAUUGGAUAUUAAUAAUAAGGGAAUUUUGGUGACUUCAGAGGCUUCGUCUUCUUCAAUUGCCGACGAGCGUGCUUUGGAGUCCCAGAAGAAGCAGAGAACUGCAGCGUGGGCAUUGUCGCCGAAUCAUGGCAUUGUGUUUGACGAUAGUUGGAAGAUCGUCGAUGAUUUGGAGAUUUUAAUCAAAAGAUUGAAGGCCAAGCAGGCUAAGGAUGGGAAAUUGAAGGCGGACAAUUUGGAUGCCCACUCUGAUGCAGGCUGGUCCAGAGAAUUAGGGCCGUCUUCGGAGCUUUCAGAGAAGAGGGUUUUCUGGGAAGAGUCCGGCCAUGACUAUGUUUCGUUUCUCAAGGAAUUAGAGGCGUUGAGAACUCGAGCAGAUCGUGCGCGAUCCAGAGAUGAGGCUUUUGAUGGGCAUAUGGUAAUUGGUAGGGUUUUGUAUGAGCACCAGCUGUUUAAGGAGGCUCUGGUUAGCUUCAACAGGGCUUGUGAACUGCUACCUACCGACGUGAAGCCUCAUUUUAGAGCUGGGAAUUGUUUCUAUGUUCUUGGAAAGUAUAAGGAAGCCAAGGAAGAGUUUCUGUUGGCAGUGGAAGCGGCGGAGGCCGGCGGAAAUCAGUGGGGAUAUUUGCUUCCACAAAUUUACGUGAAUCUUGGAAUUGCACUUGAAGGUGAGGGUAUGGUGUUAAGUGCUUGUGAAUACUAUAGAGAAGCUGCAAUUCUGUGUCCCACACAUUUUAGAGCUUUGAAGCUUUUGGGGAGUGCUUUAUUUGGGGUAGGGGAGUAUAGGGCCGCUGUAAAGGCUUUGGAAGAGGCCAUAUUCAUGAAACCGGAUUAUGCUGAUGCGCACUGUGAUUUAGCCUCGGCUUUGCAUGCAAUGGGGGAAGAUGAGAGAGGGAUUGAAGUGUUUCAGAAGGCAAUUGACUUGAAACCUGACCAUGUAGAUGCUUUGUAUAAUUUGGGUGGGCUUUACAUGGACUUGGGUAGGUUCCAGAGAGCUUCAGAAAUGUAUACAAGAGUUUUAGCUGUGUGGCCUAACCAUUGGCGGGCGCAGCUCAACAAAGCUGUGUCCUUGUUAGGUGCUGGUGAAACAGAGGACGGUAAGAAGGCCUUAAAGGAAGCCUUGAAAAUGACAAACAGGGUGGAGUUACAUGAUGCAAUAUUGCAUUUGAAGCAGCUGCAGAAAAAGAAGUUGAAAGCUAAUGGCAGUGCAAAUGGAGAGGGGUCUUUUGUAGUUGUGGAACCCUCAAAGUUUAUGAUCAUUGGAGGGAAGACUGUUUCGAGACCGGAGUUGUCGAAUGCUCUUGUAAUUAGAAAUUUUCAGAAGAUUACCCGAAUGAAUCGUUGUGAUGUGGAGCUUAUAAAGAAGGAAAUCAGUGAACAUGAUGUGCCAGUGUCGUAUUCAGGUAGUGGUGUGCCUGAGAGGUCCAUACGCAAGCCUAAGUUAGAAGAAAUUCUUCGUAGAUUAUUGAAUUUCUUAAAGCCAGAGACGUUCCAAGGAGCUGUCAAAGGCGUAAACGAGAGGAUACUCUCUGUGUUGGAUGAGUCAGGCUCAGGAAGGGUGGACUUGGGGCUGUUUUUUGCCGUUCUUGCUCCCAUUUGCAAUGGCCCCCCUGAAAAGAGAAAGCGGGUGGCAUACGACGCCCUUGUAUGGCGACAUGUAAACGAGGGCGGUACUCAGAUUAGAAAACUUGAUGCAGUUAAGUAUAUCAAAUUGUUGAGGACUAUAUAUGUUCCUAUCGAAGGAUCGAGCGAAAUUGUGGAAGUCCAUGGCCACACAGAUAAUUCUAUCGUGUCUUUCACAGAGUUUCUCGUCAUGUUUGAUGACCCAGACCGGGGUUUUGGUAUCAUGUCCACCAUGUUAAAGCUAGAAACAGGGGACAGAAAUCGGCAUGGAAAUCACGUAUGCUCAGUUUGCCGAUAUCCUAUCAUCGGUUCUCGAUUCAAGGAGAUGAAAUCACAUUUUAGCUUGUGUAAUCAGUGCUAUAGCGAGGGGAAGGUGCCCCCUUCAUGCAAGCAAGAAGCAUACAGAUUUAAAGAGUAUGGGAGUGAGGGUGAAGCAGUUAAGGACAAAUGUUUCUGCUUUACAAUGCAAUCUCAUGACGAUUCUUAGCUUAGAUUAGGUGUUGGGAGUCAAUUAUAUAGCUUGGAGUGUGUGCAGUGGGCGUUUUGCCCUUUGUAUAAUAAGCUCUCAUAUAUUUUAUUUGUUUAUCGCAGCCUAUCUGCUUGUUAUGUGAUGGAAAGUGAUGAUCGUAGAUUCCACUGUUAUAUACGACUUGGGUUUUGUUCAAUGGGCAAGGAGGAGCCCUCCAAAGAAAUAUUAUUCUUCUA
Molecule: messenger RNA, 2843 nt
Organism: Cucurbita moschata (crookneck pumpkin)
Lineage: Eukaryota; Viridiplantae; Streptophyta; Magnoliopsida; Cucurbitales; Cucurbitaceae
Exons: 3
Coding region: 238-2625 (795 amino acids)
Cellular component (GO): plasma membrane
Molecular function (GO): protein binding; calcium ion binding
Source: RefSeq, a predicted model, not a curated record